UCCUCCAUCGCCUUAUUAAAGUUUAUUGUGAGGCUGAUUCAGUCAUAAGGUGUUGUGGUGCGUUCAGAGUUCAGACUCCACACAGACAUUCAGAUAAACACGAGGUGUGUGUCUCUAAGCAGAUGCUGGACGGACGAUGGCAGCGAACACAUCGUCUCCUUCAGAGAAUGAAUCCUCGCUCGGAAAGAAACAGUCUAAAGCUCUGCAGAGAAUCAAUGCAACGAGCUCUGUGCCCUGGCUCAAACCUACCUUCAGUGAGCUCCAGAGAAAAGACUCUGAUAAUUUGUACAGCACCUGUCCAGUCUGGAGCUCUUCUCCUACAGCAAAGCCGGAUCUGAGCUCGAUGCAUAGUCUGUCCGAGUGUCUGCAGCUGCUGCACAAACUGGCAGAGGAGGUGAACAACAUCAGCCAGAUGAAGCGUGGCAGUAAGAAGGCAGCACCAGCAGGGGGCAGCAGAGAGCCGGACAGCCUGGAGAUCAGCAGGAGUUUGAUCCUGAACUGGGCCGCAGAGCUGGACCAGAACAUGGUAAACAUGAAAAUGAGGCCAACAGGUGAGAAGACAAACAGGAGACAGAAAGAGAAAACAGAGGAGGAGAAACUCAACGACAAGCUGCAGCGGUGGGCCGAGGAGCUGAGGGAUGUGAAAGAGGCUAACGGUGUGUCUGAUGACGAGCUGAAGAAGCUGCUGUACUCCAGUAUAUCCAACAAGUCGAGGAUGGCCGCCAUUCUUCCUCUGCUGGAGUUUGUGACCUGGUCCCUGUUAGCAGAGGAUAGUCAGGACGCCAUUUCCAUGAUGUGGCUGCCGACCAAACAGAAAGCCUGGAGGACGGGGAGCGGAAACCCCAAAUACAUCCCUAACUCAGUGUGGCGGUGGAUUCAGAGCGCUGCAGUGUCCUUCAGGUUGGACGUCAGCACCUGUCACCCCUGGCUCGCCGUGUCCUCAGACCGCCUGCAGCUCUUUGAGGCAGCAGCUUGCCCCCCAGCUCCCUCCCAAAGUCAGAGUGUCUCCCCCGAGUGGCCCUGCGUCCUGGGCGAUGCCGUCAUCUCUGCUGGGAGACACUACUGGGAGGUGGAGGUGUCGUCUAACGGCAGCUGGAGGAUUGGAGUCAUGUCCCAGUCUGCUCUCAGCAAGAAAGGCUCCACCGUGUCCCCCAGCAGAGGAUUCUGGACUCUGUGGAAGGCGUCCAGCUUCUGGGCGUGCACGAACACGCCUGUUAACCUGGAGAAGGCGACUGUGCCUGCACGCAUCGGGGUGUACGUGGACGUGGGGGAGGGUCAGGUGUCUUUUUAUGAUGCAGUUCAAAGGGUUCACAUCUACACAUUCUCUGAUUCAUUCAAACACAGUCUGAUCCCCGUGUUCGGGUGGCUGGACGAAAACACGCUGCUGAAGAUCAGACCUGCUGACCUGUCAGUCACUGCUCAGGGAAUAGAUGUGUAAGACUCUGUAGAAACAGAUUUAUGAUUUUUGUUUCAGCUGUCUCUGCUGAACUCUGAAGUGAAUCAUUUAGUUUCUGUCAAUCGUUGUUGUAUCUUUAAUCUCAGCACCUUCCAAUGUCUGCACUCUUUUACAUUAAAAACAGGAAAUACAAACAA
Messenger RNA from Labrus bergylta (ballan wrasse), 1593 nucleotides. RefSeq names its product butyrophilin subfamily 3 member A1. Gene Ontology annotation, cellular component: cytoplasm. Gene Ontology annotation, biological process: protein ubiquitination. The record is from RefSeq and is a predicted model, not a curated record. Lineage: Eukaryota; Metazoa; Chordata; Actinopteri; Labriformes; Labridae. Gene Ontology annotation, molecular function: protein binding; ubiquitin protein ligase activity.